AUGGACACGAAACUCCACCGACACCGACACAGCCGCCGGAGAUCCGCUUCACCGGAAAGUCCCACACGCGAUGUAAGAGACAGACAUUACUACGUAGGGGAAGCGGAGGAGUUUGGUGCUGAAUUAGAGAGGCGAUCCCGCCUAACCCAAGGGGAAAGGAUGGUAGACGACGGGAGUAAACUACAACGGCAGCUCGAGCAAGAUGCCGCAAUGACAAUUCUCCUACAGCCGUCCCCGCCAAUACAUAUGAGACGAGCACAUUGCCGGGCAAACGAAUGUUUUAUCACAAAUACGUCGCUAAGAGGAGAUAGCCUGAUCAUGGCUGAUUACAGAAUUGCCCUUGUGAGCCAUAACCUCGAGUAUUUCCACAUAUCGUGCCUAGAGAAGAUGAUCGAUCUUCCAUCGCUAGCGCCGUCUCGAUUCAAGCUCUACACGGAUGGUUAUCGGUGGAAUAGCGGCUGGCCUUGGACAUGGGGCCUGAUGUUGCGGAAAUGGUUCCAGCAUAGUGGUUUCAUAUAUGAUUCAGAAGCCAUCUAA
Pseudogymnoascus destructans is the source of this 537-nucleotide messenger RNA. RefSeq lists its product as uncharacterized. The transcript has 2 exons. Bases 1 to 537 code for a protein of 178 amino acids. Lineage: Eukaryota; Fungi; Ascomycota; Leotiomycetes; Thelebolales; Thelebolaceae. The record is from RefSeq and is a predicted model, not a curated record.